CGACGCGAGGACAAGGCCAGCGCCAGCGAGAACGCCAAGAGGUACCUCGAGUGUCUGCGCGGCGUGCACGAAGCCAAGGUGCAGAUGGUGUCGGCGCAGUCCCAGUACGACAAGGUGGCGCUGGAGCUGCAGUCGCGGCUGGACGAGAAGGAGGCCAAGGUGACGGAGAUCCAGGACGCGUUCCUCGAGUUCAAGCGCGAAGUGGCGCGCAACGCCGAGAACUUGAGGACGGGCAAGCCGAUCGCCAAGCGCGUCAUCGCGCAGUUCGAGGCCGCCGAGCUGCGCAAGGAUCAGGAGGUCGAGAAGGUGCGACUCAAGCACAUCAACCUGCGCACGCACCUCAAGAAGCUCGAGCAGCAGCUGCACGCCAAGGAGCAGCUCGCUGAGGGCCUGCACCUCAUCGACUUCGAGCAGCUCAAGAUCGAGAACCAGACGCUGAACGAGAAGAUCGAGGAACGCAACGAGGAGCUCCACAAGCUGCGCAAGAAGACGACGAGCACGGUCCAGGUGCUGACCCACAUCAAGGAGAAGCUUCAGUUCGUGUUGGCCGAGAACCAGAUGCUCAAGCGCGACUCGCAGGAGCUGGAGGAGGCGCUCACGGCCAACCGAGACCAGCUCGCCCACAAGAAGAAGGACAGGGAUGCUACACGGCAGCUUGCAACUAGGCUGAAGAGCAAGGAGGGUUUCGCCCAGUCGGAACUGCUCAUUGAAGACUUCGAGAAGCGCGAGAACGACCUCGUGGACCUCGAGCGCUGUCGCGCGGAGCUCAUUCAGCGGCACGCUCUACUCACUAAGCAGAUCAAGCAAGCUGGGAAGGUAGUCAAGUAA
Messenger RNA from Phytophthora sojae, 828 nucleotides. RefSeq lists its product as hypothetical. Gene Ontology annotation, biological process: cilium assembly. The record is from RefSeq and is a predicted model, not a curated record. Lineage: Eukaryota; Oomycota; Peronosporomycetes; Peronosporales; Peronosporaceae. The annotation marks the transcript as partial. Gene Ontology annotation, cellular component: axoneme; ciliary basal body. The transcript has a single exon.